This is a messenger RNA of Somion occarium, 1773 nucleotides long. The record is from the annotation of a GenBank genome assembly. Lineage: Eukaryota; Fungi; Basidiomycota; Agaricomycetes; Polyporales; Cerrenaceae.
AGGCUUUCCCCCGUCCUCCUCUGAACCUGACCGCUCAUCAUGGCUCCUCGUUUCCUCACAAACCUCAUCCCUCGCAAGGAAAAACGUGAGGAGGGCAGACCGCUCCUCCAGGUGUUGCGGACGCUGACCUGGAUACAAUGGGGUCACUUCUUCUCUGGCUGGCUGGCAUGGACGUGCGAUGCCAUCGAUUUCUUCAGUGUCUCACUCAGUGUGACCCACCUGAAGACCCAAUUCAAUCGAGAGACGUCAGAUAUCACGACCGCCAUUACGCUCACACUUCUUCUGCGAUCUGCAGGAGCUGUCAUUUUUGGAAUCCUCUCCGACCGUUUCGGUCGAAAAUGGCCUCUUGUUGGUAACUUGCUCGUGGUUGCUCUACUGGAACUCGGAUCCGGUUUCGUGAACGACUUCCAUGCUUUCCUCGGUGUGCGAGCGCUUUUCGGUAUUGCCAUGGGUGGAAUAUGGGGUCUAUCAGCCUCGACCGCUUUGGAAAAUUUGCCGGUUGAAGCUCGUGGUCUGGCCAGUGGUAUCUUGCAACAAGGAUAUGCCGUGGGUUACCUCCUGGCUGCAGUCAUAAAUCUGCAACUUGUUCCCGACGUUGCAGCCGGCUGGCGCGCGUUGUUCUGGACUGGUGCUGGUAUCUCACUCUUCGCCGCCUUCAUAAGAAUGAUCCUGCCGGAGAGUGAAAUAUUUUUACGUGCAAAGGCAAUCGAGAAGGCGAGAGGUCACACUACCACUAACAAGACCAGGGUAUUCGCUCAUGAAACAUGGGUUAUGUUGAAGACACAUUGGCUACUUUGCAUUUACGCUGUAUUGCUCAUGACCGGUUUCAACUUCCUCUCGCACGGAUCACAGGACCUAUACCCGACGUACCUUCAACAGUCGAAGGGCUUCACUGACCACAACGCAACAGUUGCAACUAUCAUUGGGAACUGCGGUGCCAUUGCUGGUGGUGCUAUUGCAGGAUGGGUUAGCCAAUACAUCGGGCGUCGUCUCACAAUCGUAAUCUUCGUGCUUCUUAUUGGGGCUUUCAUUCCACUUUGGAUUCUACCAUCCUCAUUCGCUGGUCUCGCUGCGGGUGCUUUCUGCAUCCAAUUCGGUGUACAGGGAGCAUGGGGUGUUAUUCCAAUCCAACUGGCUGAGAUGUCCCCACCGGCUUUCCGUGCCACCUUCCCCGGUGUCGCAUACCAGCUUGGUAACAUGGUUUCUUCCGCGUCUGCACAAAUCGAAGCCACCGGAGGUAAAAAUCUAAGGACGACGAUCCCAGGCAAAGAGGGUGACGUUCCGGAUUACGCGACUGUGCAAGGUAUCCUCAUGGGCGUAGUUGCCGCCUUCGUAUUAAUUAUUACUAUUAUUGGCCCUGAAAACCAUGGUUCUCACUUCGAGAAAGCCAAAGCCGCGUUCGAGGAAGGUGCAGGCCGCGAUGAGCUUGUGGAAGACGUUGAUGAGCCUCAUGGUAGUCGCUCGCCCUCACCGCCGACGAGUAUACGUGAACAGGAUGUCAAGGAAAAGACAAGCACUGACAUUGCUGCUGUUUAAUUGUGGAUCGACCGAGGUGCGGUUGAGAUGCGAUGGCGAACUGCUGGUGUAUGAUUGUUACGAACUCGAACUGCUUUACGACGCUGCCAUGUAUUGUUACACGAUUUCGUGUUUCUUGGUGUGUAUUGUUAUAUGACUGCUAUUUGAAUGCCCAUUUCCUUCUAGCUGCUUUGAUUAAGCCUUACGAUUGGUGUGUUACUCAGAGGUAAUUUCUGAAUUCAAUCCAACAUACUCAAG